AUGCUCGCAAGCUUUCCCACUAUUGUUCUCGCCGCCAGCAGCUCAGCUGUAUCGUUGGCAGGAGAUGCCCGCACCAUCAAAGUUUCAUUUAAGCCGGUCAGACUUCAGUAUCCUCAGCAGGAACAACACCGGCAUCUCAGAGCAAAGAACAUUACUAAUCAGCUUAUGAAACCAGACUUGAUAUACUUGUCAACACACUGCAGAGAUACAGACAUCACGUCAUCACACCUCUGUACAGCAGAUGGUUUGGCCACGGGAGUCAGACGCUCCAAUCUUCUGUUUGACAGCAAACGCAGCGUGAUGUGGAAGCUGGUCGGGGACGGAGCAAGUGCUGCUGACUUUGUCGUCCUUGGUAUCGGCCGUCUGUCCGGCCACCCAAGUCUGUGUUUGAUAACUGCCCACUUGAGCCCAUGGAAAGUGAGAAUCAGCACGGUGCCGGGUCAGGAAAGCAGCGUGAUGUGUUUCUCAGUCAAACGCAGCGGAAAUGUCAGCGCUCACUUCCUCUGUCUGUCUGUCUGUCUGUGUGUGUUCCUCCUGCAGGACGGGAAAGCCGACUGUAAGCAGGAGAAAUGCCCGCUGGUGUCUGAAGACUGUGCUCUGGUGGUGAAACAGACCGGGGCCUGCUGCGAGAGGUGCAAAGGCUGCAUGUUAGACGGGAUCUCCUACAACAGCUCCGUGUCCUGGACAAGCUCCACCAAACCCUGCAUCACAAGACGCUGUCAGGAAGGUGUGAUCACUGAGGCAGAGGUUCAAUGUGUCAUCCACUGCAAGAACCCGAAAAUCCACCCCAAGAAGUGCUGCCCCACCUGCCCCAGCUGCAUCUUUGAGGGCCGUCUGUAUAAAGAGAAAGAGGAGUUCAGCCCGGAGGGACAACCGUGCAUCAAGUGCUCUUGCACCGGAGGGCGGACUCUGUGCGUGAAGGAGGCGUGUCCUGUGCUGUCCUGCCCGUCCCACCUCAGCCACACCCCGGCCGGCCACUGCUGUCCCCGAUGCAUCGGUCAGAGGAAGGUGUUUGAUCUGUCUUUAGGGAGUUGUCUAUUCCACAGUGAGGUUUACGAGAACGGCACUUCCUUCACACAUGACAACUGCACCACCUGCACCUGCAAGGAUUCAACUGUGGUGUGCAAAAAGCGCUGCUCGCGGCCAGGAAGUUGCCAAGGCAACCAGUGCUGCGAGGAAUGUCUGUCCUAUGUAAAGGUGGAGGAAGUGAAGUACUGCCGAGUUCGGAACAAGAUCUACAGGGAAGGAGACAUGUGGUCGUCAGUUAACUGCACUCUCUGUGCCUGCGUCAAAGGCAACGUGGAGUGUCGGCCCAAACAGUGUGUACCGAUCAGCAGCUGCCCCUCGAAUAAGAUCCUGAACAGAACCGGCUGUUGUCCAGUUUGCACUGAAAAACCAGGUGUUUGCACGGUCUUCGGGGAUCCUCACUACAACACCUUCGAUGGCAGGACCUUUAAUUUCCAGGGAACCUGCCAGUAUGUUCUUACGCACGACUGUGGCGGCACCCCCUCCGGAGGAUCGGCAAACAGCAUCAACAAUCCAGACUCCAGUUUUACGGUGUUGGUGAAGAAUAAUGCUCGCCGGACUCGCUCCUUCUCUUGGACUCAGUCUGUUGAGGUGCGGCUGGGCGCGUUGGUUCUCAGCCUGCACCAGCACCUGACGGUCCGGAGGAACGGCUCCCGCAUCGCCCUGCCGUACCACGGCCCCGGCGUGCACAUCGACCUGGACGGAUACCUGCUCAAGCUCACCACCAUCGCAGGCCUGGAGAUCACGUGGGACGGUGACAGUUUUGUAGAAGUCGUAGCCGCCCCCCAUCUCCGUGGACGCCUGUGCGGCCUCUGCGGCAACUACAACGGUCAGAAACGCGACGACACCAUGGGAGGAGACGGCCAGUUCAAGUUCGACGUGGACGAGUUUGCUGAGUCGUGGCGGGUGGAGGGAAACGAUGUUUGCAUCCAGCAGCAUCUGCCUCGCAAACCCACGUCCUUCCUGUGCGCCGGCAGCGUCAAAGUCAAGUUCCGGGCCCACCGGGAAUGCCAGAAGAUAAAGUCGUGGGAGUUCCAGAAGUGCCACCGUGUGGUGGACUUCGCCCCUUUCUAUAGGUCGUGUGUAACAGACAUGUGCGAGUGUCCGGUCCAUAAAAACUGCUACUGCGAGUCCUUCAUCGCCUACAGUCGAGCCUGCGAGCGGGAGGGAGUGCCGGUCUCAUGGAAGCCUGACAACGUUUGCAUGGCCACCCAGUGUAAACACGACGCCGUGUACGACACGUGCGGCCCCGGAUGCACGAAAACCUGCGACAACUGGAACGAGAUCGGACCGUGUCACAAGCCGUGCGUGGCCGGCUGCCACUGCCCCGCCAACCUGGUGCUGUUCCAGGGACGCUGCAUCAAACCCACCGCCUGCCCGGGACGGUGACCCUCGUUACCCCGGGGGGAAGGGGGGGGGACGGGGGGGCCGUCGGUACGGUAGUGUCCAAACUAAGGGGCCAAACUAGCCAAGAAAUGUUUCAGACACUAAAGGGGUCUCAAGUCUACAGGUCAGAUUCACAAAGGUCCAUUAACUUUGCAAAAAAAAAACACCAAAACCCCAAAAAACUAAAUAUUUUGCAGUGACUUUGUUGACGGACGGAAGGGAAAUUUGAUGGGAAUCUGAUCAUUUGCCUCAAGAUUCAGCCUCUGGAGUCUCUUGUAACGCCAGCUGCUGCUAAACUACCAGCGCUAACCGCCACGGGAGAUGGUCGUCGAAGUUUUUGUGUAUCGGAAGAACUUAAAAGCACAAAAGAAGACUCAGGGCCCGAUCUGCAGGACGUGUUUUGGGACAGAGGACUCGCUUCAGAGCCGACACGGUGCUCAAAUUCCUCUAGUAAACAGAGCAAUGUGGGGAAACUGCAUUUGGAAUAACAAUAUUCAGUGUGGAGAACCUUUGGGAUGCAUCAAACUGUCCUCAUGAUCUCUAUUCCAUCAUUUUUUUUACUGUAAGCUAAAGCAGAUUUAUAUGAGACAAGACAGCUUUUAUAUUAUUAUUGCCCAAAUUAUUGUUAUUUGUUUUUUUGAUGUUGUUAAUUUAUAUAACAGUCAAUCCACAUGUUGUAGCAAGAGCCAGAAUUAUGAAUAUAAUUGCGUUAUAAAUGAUUUAAAGGGAAACAAAAGCUAUUUAUGUAUUUGUCGUGUACUUUUGUGUUAAUGUUUGAAGAGAAAUACCCAAAUGUGACUCAGUUGUUGCACCAUCGCAGGGAAAAUGUACUGUAUUGUGUUCUGCUUUUGUGUACAGGCUGUUGUGGAUAGUACCAUGAAAACAUUGGUUUCACUUGAUCUCAUUAUUUAAGACCAGCAAUAUAAUCUUUUUCUCAAAGUUCAAUUUUGCCUGCUGCCUCUGAUAUUUAAAGUGCUGAAAAAAGUUUCUUGAACAGCCAAAAAUGAUUUAAUUCAAAUAAAUUGAAGGUGAAUUUUUAUUUGGUUUGACAAACAGCAUUAAAUUGAUGAGAAAAAAAACUGAUCGAUUGAUAGGAGUGACAAUAAAGAAUAAAUCUGUAAUUGAAUCAGUGUCUACCAAAUGCAGUGACCACACAUACAAUGGUGAUUAUUAGCAUUUUCAUGUAUUUCUGAAUUUGUGUCUGUAGAUAUUUAUGUUGUUUUUAUGUGGGGAAAGGGAGGUCACGCUGCUGAAGAGAAGUUUAUGACAAAAGAACAUUUUUACAGAGAUGUGGAAAAGAUUUACAAUUUAUAUGUAAUAAUUAGAUCAAUAUUUUUUCAUAAACAAUGAAAUAUAUAUAGGAAAUUGUGAAAAAUGUAUGCGUGUGUAUAUAUAUAUAUAUAUAUAUAUAUAUAUAUAUAUAUAUAUUUAUACACACACAUAUACAUACUGUAUAUACAUAGAUAUAUACUGUGUGUGAAAACCAGCCUUUAUUUAUAAGUCUAACCUAGUUUAAUCUGCAAUAAAACACAGAAUCACAACAAAAGUGCUUGACUUUUAUGAUGACAUUUGGAAACUUUUAAUACACUUCAAAUUUGUACAAAUACAUUUCACAUAAACAGUUUGAAAAUGACAACAUGAGAACUAAAACCACAGAUACAAUAAAAAUGCAACAACGUUUUCAGGUGAAACACUAGCACGCGUUCAGCUGCUGCGUGAAAACAAGACGUCCGCUGGCUAAUAUCUCUCAUCUGACUACAUACGUUUUUGGUUAGUAAAAAAACAAAUAAGUCAUAGCUUAUUUACUCAUUUGCAUUCAAACAGAAAACCUUUUUUUUUUAGGAGCAGAUGUCCAGAAGGGUCUAAGAUAUUUAACUACCAGCAUUUCAUACCAUUUCUGUUCCACUUCACUUCAGGAUUGUUUCCCUUUGUUUUGUUUUCCAAUGUGACUGCUCAGCUACUGGUGACACUGAAGAUGCUCAUCUGUCUCAAUUCACUCUUUGUUCAACCUCAAAUAUUCAAAAUGUGCGUGUGGCAAACGUCAAUCGAGUGCAUCCCUCUUCUCACUUCCAAAUGCACGUCCUCUAUUCAAGUCCUCCAAUCACGCUGCUCUUGUGAAACGUCACGCCCGUCUCGGGUUUGAGUGAAGGACAAGAGGGUGAAAUGAGACAAUCCUGCUUUACAACUGCUAUUUUAACAGUUAAAUACGAGGUGUGACAUUUUCAUCUGUUGGUUAUGCUGAUGUCAACAAGCGCUUAGCAGUUGAAGUGGAAAAAAAUAUCUCCAAACCUAAAAAAAUAUAUAUAUUUUCAGAGAGAUGUAAUGGUUCAAGUUAAGAAGGAAGAGUAUUAGGGCCAGGCAGGAGAAAAAUAAAAAUAAUAUUUUAGAGGAAGAUUUGUUUUUCAUUG
Molecule: messenger RNA, 4820 nt
Organism: Cololabis saira (Pacific saury)
Lineage: Eukaryota; Metazoa; Chordata; Actinopteri; Beloniformes; Belonidae
Gene: bmper
Product: BMP binding endothelial regulator
Exons: 19
Coding region: 1-2415 (804 amino acids)
Molecular function (GO): protein binding
Source: RefSeq, a predicted model, not a curated record